Molecule: messenger RNA, 3669 nt
Organism: Trichobilharzia szidati
Lineage: Eukaryota; Metazoa; Platyhelminthes; Trematoda; Strigeidida; Schistosomatidae
Source: the annotation of a GenBank genome assembly
AUGACUAAGGAAAAUACAGAAAAGUCUUUGGAAAAAAUUAAAGCUGCAACUCACUGGAAAAUGCGAUAUGCUAAUAGUAGUGACAAUUGUUGGAAAACUUCAACUGGUCAACAAGUGAAAACAUCAAUGACAGAGAUCCAUCCCUCUGCAGGACUACUAUCUGCUAGCGGCAUCAUCAGCAGCAUGAGCAAGUUGACCAAGACUCACGUAAAUCAAAGCGAUAAACAUUACUUCAGAAGAAGCAGAUCUGAAGUAGGCAUAAAACAGUGUCGAAAUGAAAAGAUCAAUUCAGUAGUAAGCACUGGGAAGAAGCAGUCACCCAUGACAAUCAAAUCACCCCAGUUAUUACAGAAAACCAGAAAAUUACCACUGAAUUCCACUAGCCGAAUGAACACAAUUAACAAACAAAUACUGACAGGGAAUCGAAGCAGACGGCAUAAAAGUGCUUCGUUAUUAAAUAGAAAGCAGCCAAUUUUAAUUAUUGUGCUAAAUGAAUCCAGAAGAGGUGACUAUCCAGAAAAGAAAUAUCAUACUUUCACGAGAAACUGUGUGGCUACUUCAGUGAAUGUUGAAAAAGAGAACAUGGAUGUUAUCCGGGGAUGUGAAGAAAAGCCUCAAUACAGUAGUAAAACAGUGGUUAUCGUCAAUGAGAAAAAAAUAUCCCUCUGCAAACCAGAUCUACUAAAGCGACAGUUGAUUCAACAAAGUACUCCGGAAAAUAUUCUUCUUUCGUCAUCACAAUCCCAUAAUAAUAAUAUUGGAGAUGAUUUUUUCAAGUUGAUAUUAAUUGCGAAUUUAAUACAAUAUACAAUACUUCACUCCUGUCAGACUGAAAUCAGUUCAGACAUUCUCAGUGAAAACAUGAUUGGUGAAGAUUUGUGCAGUGUAAUGGAACUGCAUAAUUUAUCAGUACAUCAACCACAGUAUCACGAAUUAAUGUUUGAAGAAAGUUCAGCAGUGUAUAUCGCUCAAGUCUCAGCUGGCAAUAGCUGGAUUGAAGACAGGCAAAUAUCACUGCAAAGCUGCACUGAUGAACAACACAAUGAGCCUACUGCUGCUGCUGUUCCGACUAAUACAGUAAUUUACAUCACGUUAAUCGACCGAAAAGAAUUAAAGAACAGACUGAGUAUACUUCAACAGGUAGAAGAACAGUACAAAGGUGAACAGGUCACACAGACAAUUAGCAGUGAUAAUGUUAACAUUGAUGACUUAAUUGUGACGCCACUGUCACAGACUUGCAGUAAAAAACAUCAAGAAGUGAACAUCACUGAAAAGAUAUCUGAACAACCAGCGACUGUGGAAUCCAGUGGAAUAUCCAACUUGGAAUUAUUAAAAUCACAUUAUGAAAAAGGUAAUUUUGUAGGAAGUCAAUUCAGCCCUGACGUACCACAGCGACCUCUUGUUGCUGCUAAAGAUCAUUCGCAAAUCAAUAACAUCUCUGAUCAUCAUCAUUAUCAUCAGUCAGUAGAAGUUCGGCGGUUCAAUCGUAAGACUGACACCGCCAGUGGAUUCAGCAAUUGGUUAGUCAAGUUUAUAAAUUCGGGGUGUAUUAUAAGGCGUAAAAAACAAAAACCAUUUCCCCGAAAAUCUGUAAGUGAUGAGUCCAUCUUACCGCCCGUUUCACAGAAUAUCAAUGCUGUAUUGUCACUGAAAGAUGUUUCAUAUUUGUUGAGUUUACUGUCUAACACAGAUGAACAUAAGUAUUUACUCAAUACACCCGAGAUAAAAUCAGUGCUCUUAAAUGUACAGCACCUAAAAAAAUUAAAACAUGAAGGCAUAGAUCUUAAAAGAAUUUCAAAGGAUGAAAGCCAGGAUUUUACAAACAAACUGUUACAUAGUAUUAAAACACAAAUACGCUUUAGCGACGAAGACGCUAUCCAUGAAGACAACCAGGGACAAGAAGACUGUACAAAUAUCAGUGAAAUAGGAAAUAGGAAAUCAAAUUCACUGAGCAGGGGAUCACCUGUAAUGCACGAUGCAAUAAAAACCCUGAGUGAAUAUAAGCCUUCUUCAAAUGAUAAACGUCAAGUGGCAGCUGAAUUGAAAGAACACUGCAAACAACAGGCCAAUGAAUUAUGCGACGCGCGUGAUAGGCAUCUGAGGACUGUAGAUUUCGCAUCAGAAUCACCAUCAUCAGUUUCAGCAGUUGUACACCAUCAGAAACAAGAGACACCAUCAGCGCUUACCGACAAGACGGACCAGCCAAUAAUGCGACAUAAAUAUAAAUACUUAAAACAAAUAAAGCAAAAACAAUUAAAAAAGAAGGCCUCAACUAACAUUACCAAUUUAUUGUUGAAAUUAAUCGACAGAAAGCGCCAAAAUAUUGUUCAUAAUAACGACAGUCAAUGCGAACAAAGAGAGAGAAUUGUUGUUAGAAGUUUACCAACAGACGGGACAUUGCAUCCCAAAGAAAAGGAUAAUAAUAAGACUUCAUCAUCAACAGGAUACGCUGGAAACAGAAAAUCUGGAUUUCUUGUCAAGCAGAAACCAACAGUUGACGUUGAAUCGGAAGAAGAUAAUGUAAUCCGUGAAUAUCAUCUACGAGACAGUACCAUCUUUCCAAGAAGUAGAAGUGAAACAACUGUGGGAAAUAAACCAGACCAGGUAGAAGAAGUCCAGGCUAUAGCUAUAAUUUCUGUCGACAAUACACUUUUAGAGACUGCACUUGAAACACUCUACAUAUCUACAUUUGAAACACCUUCGACUCAGGAAUGGGAUCAUCAAACAUCAGGAAUGUUUAUUGUUAUAAGUGAUAGGCACAAAGUAGAAAUACAAGCCAUAAAACGCCAUGAUCACUAUAUUCAUGAACCGGAUACAAUGAAAUUCGUAGACACAAGUAACAGACAAAUUAUCCUGCAAUUACAACCUGUACAACAAGAUAUAAACAAUUUGCAAAUAUUAGAAAGAAUGCAAGAUUCAAUUCAAUGGAUGUUGGCAGGCGAAGAACAACCACCUGAACAAAAUUAUUUAAUGUGUACAAUAAGCUUACGUUUAUUUAGUAAACUGGAAACAGGUGGACAUGAACAGCUGCUACAAAUCGAAGAUGAAUUAUCCAGCACACUAUCAGAGUCUAUCAUAAAACACCAGGUGAACUCGCUGCAUAGUUUUGCAGUAUAUAGGCCUUCAUAUAGAUGUUGUCCAGCUUAUAGUAGGAUACCGUUUAGUGAACCGCCAGGAUUAUAUCACUGCAGAGAAGAUACAAACACCCACGAGGAUGAAGCUGAUGAUGCUACCUGUCUAACGGGCAGUUUAGUCUCUUUCCUUGGAACAGCAUCUUCGGAUAAAAUCCUCGAUGGAGACAAUAGUAAUAAAGACGAUCGAAUACAGUAUGUAAGACAUUAUAAUAGUAUGACAGAGGCAUCUAUUUUUAACGAUAAUGAUGAAAGUGAUGAUUCAUUCUGUCUACGCCAUCACAGCUCCAGUGACCAACAACUAAGACUGACAAAAAUUAAUCCAGUGCUUGCAAAACCAGUAAACAACAACUUAAAAGCUAAGAAAAUGCAAUUCUACUUUCCAAUAUUACUGCAAAGAGAAACUGGAUGCUUAUUUCAGAGUGUUGAACUGUCUAAAACAGACUCGAAUGAAACACCGACAGCAACAAUGACGGUGAUCACUAUGCCCAUAGCUGAAAUGAACAGUGUGUCGUCUUGUAAAUACAUACAAUAUUGA